Molecule: messenger RNA, 1828 nt
Organism: Tachysurus vachellii
Lineage: Eukaryota; Metazoa; Chordata; Actinopteri; Siluriformes; Bagridae
Gene: tbl2
Product: transducin beta like 2
Exons: 7
Coding region: 195-1514 (439 amino acids)
Biological process (GO): endoplasmic reticulum unfolded protein response
Cellular component (GO): endoplasmic reticulum
Molecular function (GO): protein binding
Source: RefSeq, a predicted model, not a curated record
UGUGUGUGUGUGUGUGAGUGAGAGAGAGAGAGAGAGAGAGAGAGAGAUAGUUAGUUAGUGUGUGUGUGUGUGUGUGCGCGUGCGCGCGCGCGAGAGAGAGAGAGAGUGAGUGAGAGAGAGAGAGUUAGUUAGUUAGUUAGUUAGUUAGUGUGUGUGUGUGUGUGUGUGUGUGUGUGUACGUGGCAGACGUGGAUAUGGAGUUGUCUGCCCUCGUGGCCGUUUCAUUGAUUAUUGGAGCGCUUAUUAUUUUAGUCGCUGUAGCUGUAAAUAAACAGAAAUCUAAACAGACUGAAGAAGAGGAGCAGAGCGAUAAAGCAGCUGCAAAGUCCUCACUAAAGGCAUCAACUGUUAAGAAGCAGAAAGCACAGCAGCGUCCUCGCAAGGAGAAACCUCAGCAGCACACGUUCUCCCACCCGCUGCUCGCCUCCUCACUGAAGAGUCACAGUGGUGCAGUGACCUGUGUGGACUUCAGCAGUAACGGUAAAUACUUGGCCUCCUGUGCUGAUGAUCGCACCGUUCGCAUCUGGAGCACUAAAGACUUCCUGCUGAGAGAUCACAAAUGUCUGAGGGGUAACGUGGAGUACGACCAUGCUACACUUGUUCGUUUCAGUCCCGACUCCCGAGCCUUCAUCACAUGGCUGGCGAAUGGAGAGACGAUUCGUAUUUUUAAGAUGACCAAGAAGGAUGACAGCACGUUGAGUUUUAAAGCAGCUCCUGAGGAUUUCCCCCGAAAACACAAAGGCGUCGUCAUCUCCAUGGCCAUCGCAGACACAGGGAAGUUUAUAAUGACGGCUUCAGUGGACACCAGCAUCAUCAUCUGGGACCUGAAAGGAGAAGUGUUGGCCUCCAUCACCACCAACCAGAUGACCAUCUCACAUGCUGCUGUUUCUCCCUGUGGCAGGUUUGUGGCAGCGUGUGGAUUUACUCCUGAUGUUAAAGUUUGGGAAGUGUGUUUUACUAAAACAGGAGAGUUUAAAGAAGUGAAUCGAGCGUUCGACCUCAAAGGACAUUCAGCUGGUGUGUACUGCUGUGAUUUUUCCAACAACUCCUGCAGGAUGGUGACGGUGUCUAAAGACGGCACGUGGAAGCUGUGGGACACUGAUGUGGAGUAUAAGAAGCAGCAGGACCCGUACCUGCUCCGGACUGUACCAUGUCGAGUAUCAGAGGGGAGUCGUAUUGCUCUGUCUCCAGACGGCCGUGCGGUCGCCGUGUCUAGCGGCCGAGACCUUUACAUGUACAAUGCGAGCUCUGGUGAGUUGGAGGAGGAAUUCCACGAUGUCCACAGCGAACACAUCACUGAUCUCAGAUUCGACAUUAAUAACCGCUUCCUGGUGAGCAGCGGUGACCGCGCCAUCAGGGUCUUCCACAAUGUGAGCGGUUACCGUGCGGCCAUCAGCGACAUGCAGGUCCUGCUGAAGAAGAGCACCAACUCUGGGGUGAAGCAGCGGCUACAGCAGCAGAUCACUGAGGCCGAGAGUGCGCUGAACGCCAUCAUCGGCACCCAGAGUAGCUGAACACCAUCAUCGGCACCCAGAGUAGCUGAACACCAUCAUCGGCACCCAGAGGAGCUGAACACCAUCAUCGGCACCCAGAGGAGCUGAACACCAUCAUCGGCACCCAGAGGAGCUGAACACCAUCAUCGGCACCCAGAGGAGCUGAACACCAUCAUCGGCACCCAGAGGAGCUGAACACCAUCAUCGGCACCCAGAGGAGCUGAACACUGGGCCUCAGGCGGUGUUUAUUCGACACGACCUGCUCCUUUAAUAAGUGUUUUAUAGCAGUUUUCUGUUUGAUUUUAUUAAUUGAAAAUAAACUUUGAUGUAUUUCA